AUGUGUGGCAUCUUUGGCUACAUCAAUUACUUGGUCGAGAAGGACCGCAGAUUCAUUCUUGACACUUUGCUCAAUGGUCUCGCCCGUCUCGAAUACCGAGGCUACGACUCCGCCGGUCUGGCUAUCGACGGCGACAAGAAAAAUGAGGUCUUUGCAUUCAAAGAGGUGGGAAAGGUGGCCAAGCUCCGAGAGAUGGUGGAGAAGUCUGGCGUCGAUAUGACCAAAGUCUUUGACUCUCACUGCGGUAUUGCUCACACUCGAUGGGCUACCCACGGCCAGCCUUCCAGGCUCAACUGCCAUCCUCACAGAUCUGAUCCCAAGUGGGAAUUUGCUGUUGUCCACAAUGGUAUCAUCACAAACUACAAGGAACUGAAGGCCUUGCUCGAGGGCAAGGGCUUCAAAUUCGAGACCGAUACCGACACCGAGUGCAUUGCGAAGCUUGCCAAGUACCUCUAUGACCAGCACCCUGACAUUGAUUUCACCACUCUCGGCAAGGCCAUUAUCAAAGAGCUCCAGGGAGCCUUCGGUCUGCUCAUGAAAUCCGUCCACUACCCUCACGAAUGCAUUGCGGCUCGGAAAGGCUCACCUCUGGUCGUGGGAGUCAAGACGGCCAAGAAGAUGAAGGUCGACUUUGUGGACGUAGAGUACUCUGAAGAUGGUGGUGCCUUGGCUGCUGAGAUCGCAAACCACAAUGUUGCAGUCAAGAAGUCUACCGCGGGUCUUUUAUCGCCCGGUGGCCUGCUGGCCCCUCCUGACAAGUCUCUCCUCCACCGGUCGCAGUCCAGAGCAUUCUUGUCGGACGACGGCAUGCCUCAACCUGCUGAAUUCUUCCUCUCGUCCGAUGCUUCGGCCCUGGUUGAGCACACCAAGAAAGUUUUGUAUCUUGAGGACGACGACAUUGCCCACAUCCACGAUGGCCAACUCAACAUUCACAGACUGACCAAAGAUGACGGUACUAGCAAUGUGCGUGCUAUUCAGACCAUCGAGCUUGAGCUUCAAGAGAUUAUGAAGGGCAAAUUCGACCACUUCAUGCAAAAGGAAAUCUUUGAGCAGCCCGAAUCGGUUGUCAACACAAUGCGUGGUCGUUUGGAUGUUGCAAACAAGACUGUCACCUUGGGAGGUCUCAGACAAUACAUGAGCACCAUCCGAAGAUGCAGAAGACUCAUCUUCAUCGCUUGUGGCACCAGCUACCAUUCCUGCAUGGCUGUCCGAGGUGCCUUUGAGGAGCUUACUGAGAUCCCAAUUUCGGUCGAGUUGGCUUCAGACUUUCUCGACAGACAAGCACCUGUCUUCCGGGACGAUACCUGCGUGUUCGUGUCACAGUCCGGAGAGACUGCAGAUUCGCUAAUGGCUCUUCGAUACUGUUUGGAGCGUGGUGCGCUUACCGUGGGAAUUGUCAACGUGGUCGGCUCGUCCAUCUCGAUGCUCACCCACUGUGGUGUCCACAUCAACGCCGGACCUGAAAUUGGCGUCGCCUCGACCAAGGCUUACACUUCCCAGUUUGUGGCCAUGAUCAUGUUUGCCUUGUCCCUGAGCGAGGACCGUGCCUCCAAGGCUCAGCGCCGCCACGAGAUUAUCGACGGCCUGGCCAAGGUCAGCGAGCAAUUCCGGCAAAUCCUCAAGCUCAACGACUCGAUCAAGGAAAUGUGCGCCAAAUUCCUACAGAACCAGAAAUCUUUGUUGCUGCUCGGCCGAGGCAGUCAAUAUUCAACCGCUUUGGAAGGUGCUUUGAAAAUCAAGGAAAUUUCAUAUCUCCACUGUGAAGCCGUUAUGUCUGGAGAGCUCAAGCAUGGUGUUUUGGCGCUUGUCGAUGAAAACUUGCCCAUCAUUAUGAUCCUUACUAGAGACGACAUCUUCCCCAAGUCAUUGAACGCCUAUCAGCAAGUGAUUGCUCGUGCCGGUCGACCUAUUGUCAUUUGCAACCAGGACGAUCCAGAAUUCCCACCUUCCAAGACCGAGCGCAUUGAGGUGCCAAAGACUGUCGACUGCUUGCAAGGCUUGUUAAACGUCAUUCCAUUGCAGCUGAUUGCCUACUGGCUUGCCGUUGCUGAGGGAUUGAACGUCGAUUUCCCGCGUAAUCUGGCGAAGUCUGUCACCGUUGAGUAA
Cladophialophora psammophila CBS 110553 is the source of this 2106-nucleotide messenger RNA. Its product is annotated as glucosamine-fructose-6-phosphate aminotransferase. Gene Ontology annotation, molecular function: carbohydrate derivative binding; L-glutamine:D-fructose-6-phosphate transaminase (isomerizing) activity. Bases 1 to 2106 code for a protein of 701 amino acids. The record is from RefSeq and is a predicted model, not a curated record. Lineage: Eukaryota; Fungi; Ascomycota; Eurotiomycetes; Chaetothyriales; Herpotrichiellaceae. Gene Ontology annotation, biological process: UDP-N-acetylglucosamine metabolic process; protein N-linked glycosylation; fructose 6-phosphate metabolic process. The transcript is spliced from 5 exons.